Diospyros lotus (date-plum) is the source of this 1259-nucleotide messenger RNA. Its product is annotated as 2-oxoglutarate-dependent dioxygenase DAO-like. Gene Ontology annotation, biological process: auxin catabolic process. Lineage: Eukaryota; Viridiplantae; Streptophyta; Magnoliopsida; Ericales; Ebenaceae. The transcript has 2 exons. Bases 199 to 1113 code for a protein of 304 amino acids. Gene Ontology annotation, molecular function: dioxygenase activity; indole-3-acetaldehyde oxidase activity. The record is from RefSeq and is a predicted model, not a curated record.
CCCGUUAAAACCGCCGCUAAAAGUAGAGGUUCAAAGCUGGUUGUACCAAAUUUAGCUGCCCAAUUCGGUACCUUAAUUACCGGUAAUUGUCAACAGAAGAGAUGUUCUAGAUGCAUCAUAUCAUUGAACCAAAUCCCAAGGAACCAUAAUUUAUUUCCGUGCCAGAUCAAUCGAUAGUAGAUUCAACAACAGCGCCCAAUGGAGAAGGCCGUCGGAAAUUGCAUUCCGGUGAUCGACGUGAAAGAGUUUGCGAACCCAUCGGAGUUGGAGAAGCUGAUGGAAGCAUGCAGGGACUGGGGAUGCUUCCGCAUCGUCAACCACGGCCUCCCGCCGGCGUUGAUGUGGGAGAUGAAGACGGUGGCUCGCGCGCUGCUCGACCAGCCGGAAGAGAUCAAGCAGCGCAAUGUCCAGCCGGUGAUCCAAGGCUACACGCCUACCCAGCAUGGCGGCCCGCUCUUCGAGGCCCUCGGCUGCUACGACAUGGGUUCCCCUUCCAAUAUUGAUGCCUUUUGUUCCAUCCUUGAUGCCUCCCCUCUCCAAAGGGAGACAAUAGGGAAGUAUUGUGAAGCCAUCCGGGAGGUGGCGCUGCAAAUAGGGCGGAAGAUGGCCGAAGGGAUGGGGGUCGCCGGAGAUCAAUCGUUUGAGGAAUGGGCUUUGGAACUGAGGAUCAACAAGUACAACAACACUGCAGAGCACGUCGGAACCACCGGCCUCAACGUCCACACGGACCCCGGCUUUCUCACCAUUCUGCAGGACGACGAAAAUGUCGGCGGCCUGGAGAUGCUGUACAAGCUCACCGGCGAAUUCGUCACGGUGCCUCCCAUGGCCGGAUCCCUCGUCGUCAACCUCGGGGACCUCGCCACCCUGUGGAGCAACGGGAGACUCUGGAGUGUGAAGCACAGAGUGCAGUGCUACGAAGCCAGCACGCGGGUGUCGCUUGGCUGCUUCAUGAUGGGGCCGAAGGAUCGAGAGGUGGCGCCGCCACCGGAGCUGGUGGAUUCCGAUCAUCCUGCUGUUUUCACUCCCAUCAAUUUCGUGGAUUUCCGGAAGCUUCGGAAGGAGAACCGCCUGUUCAGCGAUGGGUUCGAUCUCUUGCGCGUCUCCAGCGCCUAGAAUUUACCGGAGAAUUUAUUUUCUAUUUACGAAAUACCACCCCCGAUAAAAUCAUGAAUUGCGGUUUCUGGUCUUUGGUUUUCCUGUAUUAGAUUUAAACCCCUUGUAAUCAUUUAUGUUUCUAUCUUACCCCCGGCUUGUAAUGA